Molecule: messenger RNA, 1755 nt
Organism: Amoebophrya sp. A120
Lineage: Eukaryota; Dinophyceae; Syndiniales; Amoebophryaceae
Source: the annotation of a GenBank genome assembly
CUACUAUUGAUGAUGGGGGACCCGGCAACGAGUUCGUCCCCACCAAGUUUCCUGAGGCGGAAAUAGCAGUUCAUAAACGAGGAGACAAUUCCUGGCGUGGCAAAGUUGCUGUCGCGAUGAGGUACACGUCGAGUGUGGGCGUUUGGGGGUUCCAUCCGAUCGUCCGGCCGGCGCGGAAGGAUCAUGAGAAGAUAUACGCCGCCUGGACAGUCAACUGGCUGCGCUACCAGGAGGGGACGCUUUGGGGGAAGGACGGCGCCGACACGGAUCCGGAGCCCAGCCCGGACAUCUACCCCUUGCCCUUUGUAAAAGACCACUUGGAGCGAAACGAAGGCGUCGUGCUCGACGUGUUCCAGCCUCCGCCAAUGCCCCAAGCAUUAUGGAAGAAAAAAACUGUGUAAGUGUAAAUUUGUGUUGCAGAACAUGCAACAGAGUCACACCUGUCAUGCCAGACAGCCAUGAAGUCCACUAUUCGUGUGUGUUUUCCCUUACAAGCCACGCAUGACAAUGUAGAGCAAAUUUGUGAUGCUGUCAGCGAAAGAAAGUUACACUAAACACAGUUUUUUUCUUGGAUAAGCAUCAACCAGCGUGUACUGGUACCAGAGGCUCCCAAGGAGCUACCGGAUCAAUUUCAACGGACCCCCGCCCGAGCGAAUCAAGGAGGAGGAUCUGAAGGGGCUCCUUCUACCGGAAGAACAAAAACCCCCGACGCAGGCCGUGAAGUUGUGGCAGGAUGGCUUCAGUUUUGACGCGGAUGAAACGAAGGGGUACCUCAGUGGCUUCCUGUAUCCUGAGUAAAAACGUACCCACACCAGAGUCAGGAUGGAUAUUUUGCAACUCAAACCUAGGAGUUUUGUGAGUCGCGCAUGACAAGUUGCACUCUGCAGUGUAGUGCAGGUUAGCAAGUGCAGCCGCGUCACAGAUUCAUCUGCUCAUCCUGUUCACAGCAUCACAAAUUCCAAAACACGACUGGAAAUGGCUCUCAUGGGGAUGCGCAUUACGAAUCUUCCUGUAACUGCAAAUCUGCAUUACAACUCUGGUGUGGGUACGUUUUUACUUAGGAUAUCCUGCGUCUGAAGAAGGAAAAUCUAGUACCUGCUUCCGACGGCGGGGACGGGGGACCACUUCAGGAGGAGCACCACCUCACGAAGCAGGGCUUCAAGGAGCGGCGGCUGUUUCGUGACUUGCAGCGGAAAGCGCAGUUUCAGCAGCAGCAGCUUGUCGGUAUCUCAGCCUCCGGCGCAGCUCCGGACGAUUAUCAAGUGAUAGAACAUACGAACAUGCUGCUUGCCGUGCCAUGGGCGGAGAAGGGAGAAGACCUAUCAACUGUAAAAAUGUCUGGGUCUGGAAGAGUGCAACUUGUGAUGCUGCAUUUGGAUUCCAAAAAAAUCUGUAUUGCAUGAGUACCAAAGGGAAUGCAAUUCUUGCUACGCUGAGAAGGCAUUUGGCAUGCGGAAUACGCAUCAAGAAGCCCUCAAAAAAUCUGUGUUGCUAGGGUAUGCAUUACAGACAUCAUGGCUCAUGCAAAACGUGCAUGACAAGUGUCAGAAUCUUCCAGACCCAGACAUUUUUGCAUUUGAUGAGACGCUGUAAGUGACAAUAUCGCAUGGCGCGAAAUUUUGUUCGCCCUGAGGACAGCACACUCGGCCGGUCCGCAUCCGCCCUCCGAAUCUGGAGCUCCACUUUUUCCCCAUUCCGACGCGAAGGGCGUCGCGUUGCUCAUGGUUCUCAACGAGCGAGGUGCGAUCGCCGGAG